Chenopodium quinoa (quinoa) is the source of this 2983-nucleotide messenger RNA. Its product is annotated as linoleate 13S-lipoxygenase 2-1, chloroplastic-like. Lineage: Eukaryota; Viridiplantae; Streptophyta; Magnoliopsida; Caryophyllales; Amaranthaceae. Gene Ontology annotation, molecular function: metal ion binding; protein binding; oxidoreductase activity, acting on single donors with incorporation of molecular oxygen, incorporation of two atoms of oxygen. The record is from RefSeq and is a predicted model, not a curated record. Gene Ontology annotation, biological process: lipid oxidation. The transcript has 9 exons. The coding region runs from base 48 to 2795 and encodes 915 amino acids.
CAAUUUUUUCAUCCCAAAAAAAAAAUAAAUUUUUAUCUAAAAUAAAGAUGUUGAACACAUCCACCAAUAAUAUUAGCAAAACCCCAUCACCUUUUUUGUUGCCAAAGCCCUUUGUUAAUGGAAAUGAAACUAAUUUUGUUCAACUAUACAAUUCAUCUAGGGUAAAUAAUGCAUCAAUUGGUGCAUUAUUUUCUAGGAAGUUGUAUGGUGGUGGUGGUGCCGUUACUAGGGCACAUCGUGGUCGAAAUGGCCGCCUUAGAGUUAAGGCAGUGGCAGCCGUAGGUGGUGAACAGGCUGUGAAGGUUAAGGCCACCAUUUCAGUACAACCAGCGAUUGGUUUAUUGAGCAACCUUAAUCUUAACCGAGGGCUUGAUGAUAUGACUGAUUUGUUGGGUAAAUCCAUCCUUUUGGAGCUUGUUAGUGCUGAGACUCAAUCGAAAUCAGGAUUGGAGAAGGCGACAAUCAAAGGAUACGCCCACCGAACAAAAUCGGAGAAGGGAUUGGUAAAAUAUGAAUCAGAUUUGGUAGUCCCACCAGAAUUUGGAGAAGUUGGUGCUGUACUUAUUGAAAACGAACACCAUACAGAGAUGCACCUCAUUGAUAUUGUCCUUGAUGGCUUGCCUUUUGGUUCAUUACAAUUUAAUUGCAAUACAUGGGUCCAUGCCAAAUUCGACAACCCUGAAAAAAGGGUUUUCUUUACUAAGAAGUCAUACUUGCCAUCACAAACACCAGCUGGAUUGAAGAAGUUAAGAGAAAAGGAGCUUAAAAGUUUGAGAGGGGAUGGAAAGGGGGAGCGCAAGUGCUUUGAAAGAAUUUAUGAUUAUGACAUUUACAACGAUGUUGGCGAUCCUGAUAGAGAUCCCGCAUUGGCUAGACCCGCUUUGGGUGGUAGCAAAGAUCUUCCUUACCCUCGACGUUGUAGAACUGGACGUCCUCCUACUAAGACAGAUCCAAGUUCGGAAAGCAGAUCUAAUACAGUGUAUGUACCUAGAGAUGAACAAUUCUCAGAGGUGAAGCAAGCACAAUUUGGUUUCACAACCGUGUACUCGGUGUUGCAUGCUGUGAUACCAUCAUUAGAGACCGCCAUGGUUGAUCCUGAUCAAGGAUUUCCAUACUUCACUGCCAUCGACUCGCUAUUCAACGAAGGGGUUCAUUGUCCUGGAUUGCAACAAAAUGGAGUCUUGCAAAAUAUGUUGCCUAGGCUCAUCAGGGCCGUCACUGACAUUGAAAAAAACAUGCUUCGUUUUGAGCUCCCUAAGAUAUUUGACCGGGAUAGGUUUUCUUGGUUUAGAGAUGAGGAGUUCUCUCGUCAAACUCUUGCUGGCUUGAAUCCUUUGAGUAUCAAGCGUGUCACGGAAUGGCCACUAAAGAGUAAUCUGGAUCCUAACAUCUACGGUCCAUCCGAAUCGGCUUUCACAACAGAGCUCAUACAGAGCCAGAUAAAGGGUUCCAUGACUCUUGAUCAGGCAUUGAAAGAAAAGAAGUUGUUUAUAAUUGAUUAUCAUGACAUGUUUAUGCCAUACGUGAACAAAGUAAGGGAGCAAAAAGGGACAACAUUAUAUGCAUCACGAACUUUGUUCAUCCUUAAUGAUGAUGGAACACUAAGACCUUUAGGUAUUGAAUUAACUCGGCCUCCCGUAGAUGGGAAGCCUCAAUGGAAGCAAGUGUAUAUGCCGGGAACUAGUGCCACUUCCGGUUGGCUAUGGAAGCUUGCUAAGGCACAUGUCCUUUCCCAUGACUCGGGUUACCACCAACUUAUUAGCCAUUGGCUUAGAACUCAUUGUUGCACGGAACCUUACAUAAUUGCUGCAAAUCGUCAAUUGAGUGAAAUGCACCCAAUAUAUAGGCUAUUGCACCCUCAUUUUCGAUACACCGUAGAGAUCAACGCUCUUGCUCGGCUAGCUUUGAUUAAUGCAGGCGGUAUCAUUGAGGGUUCCUUCUCACCCGGGAAGUAUGCCUGUGAGAUUAGCUCUGUCAUUUACGGCUUGGAGUGGCGAUUUGAUCAUGAAGCCUUACCAAAUGACCUUAUUAGCAGGGGAUUGGCAGAAGAAGAUCCAUCAGCACCACACGGAUUAAAGCUAACAAUAGAGGACUACCCAUACGCGAAUGAUGGCUUAGAGUUAUGGUCUAUCCUAAAGCAAUGGGUGGCAGAUUAUGUGAACCACUACUACAAAGACCCGAGCCUAGUAGAAUCGGACCAAGAGCUUCAAGCUUGGUGGACCGAGGUAAGAACCGUAGGGCACGGAGACAAGAAAGACGAGCCAUGGUGGCCGAACCUCAAAACAAACGAAGACCUAAUCCAAAUUGUAACAACCAUUAUAUGGGUUACUUCAGGGCAUCAUGCAGCCGUAAACUUCGGACAAUAUGCAUAUGCGGGUUACUUUCCUAAUAGGCCUACUGUGAUGAGGGCUAAGAUGCCUACAGAAGACCCCACUAUUGACGAAUGGAAACACUUUAUUGAUAAACCCGAGGAGACCCUACUUCGAAGUUACCCUUCUCAAAUACAAGCUACUAGAGUAAUGGCAAUUUUGGACGUACUUUCGGGUCAUUCACCCGACGAGGAAUAUCUAGGUGAGAGUAUGGAGCCUUCUUGGGAGAAUGAACCUAUGAUUAAGGCGGCUUUCGAGAAGUUUAACGGGAGGUUGAAGGAGUUGGAUGGGAUCAUUGAUGAGAGGAAUGCUAAUGAGAACUUAAGGAAUAGAAAUGGAGCUGGUGUUGUGCCUUAUGAAUUGUUGAGGCCAUUUUCUGAACCUGGUGUUACUUCUAUGGGAGUUCCUAAUAGUAUUUCCAUUUAGAAUAAACAUUAUAUUCAUUAAGUAUGCACAAGAGCAUGCAUAAUUGUGACAAUUAAUUUAAGUUGCUAGUUCUUUCAAGCAAAAAUUAAAAAUUGAAAUUGAAAGUGAGCAAAUGAAAAAAUGUCCUUUCGAUUGUGUGCACUUUUUACAAUAAAAUAAUGGAAUGCUAUUUUGUUUUUCUUGCAUUA